AUGGAUGUACAGACGCAAUCUCGAGGAGCACGUAUCUUCUCGAUCUUGAACGACAACGACUGUCCAUCUUUCGUCAUCCGCCCGAGACAAAUUAGGCAGCCUUCUCCAGAGCCAGAGUCGGAGUCUGAAUCCCGCCAUUCAUCAGACUCUUCAUCCUACUCUCCGCCGCAGAGGGAAGGGCGGCCGGUUCUUCUGCGUCAACCAAAGUACGCGAGAGAAUCGUCCAUCUCCUCGGUCGGCUCGCCUCCUCUCUUGAGACUUUCGUCUUCUUCAUCCAAGGGUUCCAGUUGCAGUAUGGACUCCUCUCCGUCGCCUGCAACUCCGUUUAAUUAUGUGGACAACACCUUACUUCACUAUGACCCGCUCAUGCGCCAAGACCUGGUGGGCUACUUGCCUUCUCCCACCACCGUCACCCCAUUUCUAGAACAACAAUUGAUGAUCACCCCAACCAUGCCGGAUCAAUUCUCUAGCAAGCUGAUGCAUCCCCUCACCCCUGCUCAGUAUCCCAUCGUGCCCGCACCGCUUCAUCCCAGUCUCCAAAACCUCCCCCACCCCUCAAGGUCCAACAUUGCGACCGCGCCUAUCCCACCUCCCGUCGUCACCUCGGCUCCUGCGAGCGAACAAGCAAGGACCUCUCCUUCGGCGAGCUCAGGCGCCACUCCUGGGAAGAAGAACAAAUACCCCUGCCCCUAUGCGCAGUCACACAACUGCCAGGCCACCUUCACUACAUCAGGACAUGCCGCGCGUCACGGAAAGAAACACACGGGAGAGAAGGGGGUGCACUGCCCUAUCUGCAAUAAAGCCUUUACACGAAAAGACAACAUGAAGCAACAUGAGCGCACCCACAAGGGCGCUUCCGCGUCAGGGAGCACUAGCGAUGAAUCGACGCGUAAAAGCAAGGCUGCUAUCACCAAAGACGCGCAGAGGGCCAAACAACACAAGAAGCUGGACAAGAUCAACACCGAAGCCAGCCGUCGGUCCAGUCUGAUCCAUUCGCCUUUGUCCGAGGUGACGUCCAUUGCACCUACAGCCAUCGAUACCCCUCUCAAUGUCGAUGAGUCUGCUUUCUAUCACGACCCACCUCAAGUGCUUAUGCCCAUCCACACUAUCCCAGAGAGUGUCUCUCCCAGCUCUCUCUAUCCUCCUCUAGGCGACGAUCCUCUACUGAACAGCACUUCAAUCGGGCAAGUGCCUACCUUGGGCAAAUCCAACGAGCACAACUUGGUGGGGAGUGGGCUGUUGCAGCCCAUGCCACCCACUCUGACCCGUGGGUUUUCGGAUCUGGACACCCUUGCGCAGGCAGCCGAAAGCUUCGACACUUCUUUCUACCACCAAAACUUGUAA
Messenger RNA from Fonsecaea multimorphosa CBS 102226, 1344 nucleotides. RefSeq lists its product as uncharacterized. Gene Ontology annotation, molecular function: DNA-binding transcription factor activity, RNA polymerase II-specific; RNA polymerase II cis-regulatory region sequence-specific DNA binding. The record is from RefSeq and is a predicted model, not a curated record. Lineage: Eukaryota; Fungi; Ascomycota; Eurotiomycetes; Chaetothyriales; Herpotrichiellaceae. The transcript has a single exon. Gene Ontology annotation, biological process: regulation of transcription by RNA polymerase II. Bases 1 to 1344 code for a protein of 447 amino acids.